Messenger RNA from Carlito syrichta (Philippine tarsier), 1847 nucleotides. It is a transcript of the gene TAF1A, whose product is annotated as TATA-box binding protein associated factor, RNA polymerase I subunit A. The record is from RefSeq and is a predicted model, not a curated record. NCBI's taxonomy places the organism in Eukaryota, Metazoa, Chordata, Mammalia, Primates, Tarsiidae. Bases 140 to 1492 code for a protein of 450 amino acids. Gene Ontology annotation, biological process: transcription by RNA polymerase I. Gene Ontology annotation, cellular component: RNA polymerase I transcription regulator complex. The transcript is spliced from 11 exons.
CCGGAACGCCCACGGCAGGUUUUGCGCAUGCUCAUACAAAGCGCUCGCAAACUCUGCUUCCGGUAAGGAUUCUUCACGUGUUCCGGAGUCGCGAGACUGGGUUUUGAAUUUUUCAGAGAAGCUCCAGUUUGUAAUAGGUAUGAGUGAUUCCAGUGAAGAAUCAACAAAACCUGUGACAGAUGAUGAGCAUGUGGACAAAUCUGUGCUCUCUGGUACAGGAAUGCAUUUUCCUUGGCUUCAAAAUUACAUAGAAUCUGUGGCCAUUGGAGGGAAAAGGAAGAAGGAUUUUGCUCAGACAACGAGUGCCUGUUUAAGUUUAAUCCAAGAAGCUCUGCUGAAGCACCAAUGGCAGAAAGCUGCAGAAUACAUGCACAGUUAUUUUCAGACCUUGGAGGAUUCAGAUAGCCACAAAAGGCAAGCUGCACCUGAGAUUAUUUGGCGGCUUGGAAGUGAAAUUCUAUUUUAUCAUCCCAAAAGCAACGUGGAGGCUUUCAGUGCUUUUGCUGACCGGAUGAAAAAUAUUGGUGUCAUGAAUUAUUUAAAGAUUUCUUUACAACAUGCAUUAUAUCUUCUGCAUCAUGGAAUGCUUGAGGAUGCAAAGAGACAUCUGAGUGAGGCAGAGACAUGGAGAUAUGGUGAAAAGUCCUCUUCCCGGGAAAUAUUAAUUAACUUUAUUCAGGCCUAUAAAGGUCUUUUGCAGUAUUAUACUUGGUCAAAGAAAAAGGAGGAAUUUUCAAAACUUGAUAAGGAUGACUAUGCUUACAGCACAGCAGCCCAAAAUAUGCUCAGCCACACCUGGAAGACAUCUGUAAAUAUUAGUGGAUUGAUUAAAAUUCCUGGGGUUUGGGACCCUUUUGUGAAGAGUUAUGUAGAGAUGCUGGAAUUCUAUGGAGAUCAAGAUGGAGCCCGAGAAGUACUUACCAAUUACGCAUAUGAUGAAAAGUUUCCAUCAAAUCCAAAUGCCCAUAUCUACUUAUACAACUUCUUAAAGAAACAGAAGGCACCAAGAGCAAAACUGCUAAGUGUGCUUAAGAUUUUGUAUCAGAUUGUACCAUCUCAUAAAUUGAUGUUGGAAUUCCAUACAUUACUUAAAAAAUCAGAGAAAGAAGAACACCAUAAACUGGCAUUGCAGGUAUUAUUUGGAGUCUUAGAUUUUGCUGGAUGCACUAAGAAUAUAACUGCUUGGAAAUAUUUGGCAAAAUACCUGAGACAGACCUUAAUGGGAAACCACCCUGCAUGGGUGCAGGAAGAGUGGAACUCCAGGAAAAACUGGUGGCCAAGCUUUCACUUCAGCUACUUUUGGGCAAAAAGUGAUUGGAAGGAAGAUACAGCUUUGGCUUUUGAGAAAUCUUUUGUGGCUGGACUACUACUAGGAAAAGGUUGUAGGUAUUUUCGGUAUAUUUUAAAACAAGACCACCAAGUCUUAAUGAAGAAAAUCAAGCGGAUGAAGAAAUCAGUGAAAAAAUAUAGUAUUGUAAAUUCAGGAAUCUGAUAAUGAUAAAAUGUUAUUUUACGGUAGUAGCUACAGAGUAGUAGCUCAGUGGUUAUUGAAUGUAUUUAUGUAGUACUUUAAAGAGGUAGUUUAUACGACUAUAAAAAUUUUAUUUUUAUAUAUAAUUUUUUACUCUCAGUUAUAACCACAGAAACACUCUUGCUGCCUUUGCUCUUUGUAAAUAUGUAUAUUUUCUUUUUUAUAAUGUUAAUGUAACAUUUAUUAAGGGAUAGUUCUUCAAGUGAAAAAAUACAUGUUUAAUUAUAGAGAAUGGAGCUCUACAGAAGUUGCUAUUUGCAGAUAGUUUGCCUCUGACUACUUUGUAAUAAAACAUAACUUUUGGCACUGCGAAAUG